AUGCGAGUGGUAGAUGCCAUGCUACGAAGCGUAACGGACAGCAAGCAAACGCCGUUGCACGUGGCAGCGAAGAAGGGGCAGGCAGAGAUGGUCCGAUACCUGAUCGCCUCCGGAGCUCCUCUCGACGUCAAGGACGAGAAAGGAAACCUGCCUUCAAGCGUCUGCUCCAACAGGAGAACCCUCCUCGCGUAUGCAUCCUCUGUUUCCUCCUCUAGUCGCCUCGUCCUCUGGUCGCCUCGACCUCUGGUGACCUUCCCCCGCAGGUUUCCCGAGUCGUUUGAGAGUGCGGAGAAGCUCAACGUCAUGGCGCAGGUGCACAAGCGACCCGAGACAGGGGACGUGGCAAAGUUCACACAGUCGCUUGGAAUCUCGGAGCAACCCAUGGACUUUCCUUUCUGA
Guillardia theta CCMP2712 is the source of this 399-nucleotide messenger RNA. RefSeq lists its product as hypothetical. The record is from RefSeq and is a predicted model, not a curated record. The transcript is spliced from 2 exons. Gene Ontology annotation, molecular function: protein binding. The coding region runs from base 1 to 399 and encodes 132 amino acids. NCBI's taxonomy places the organism in Eukaryota, Cryptophyceae, Pyrenomonadales, Geminigeraceae.